AUGAGUCCAUCGCUUCUGCACCUGAUCUUCGGCUGGUCUGGACACCUCACACACUUCCCCAUGGUGCUGUCAGAAAACACGUGCAGAACCCCCGUGACCAAAGGGGUACCAAAAUCCAGCCUGCGUCUUGGUGCCCACUCCCUGCCCUCGCCGCCGUUGUGCUGCGCGUGCGGCCUGUGCACGCUCCUGGCCGGCAUCAACAUCACCCUGGUGGGCGCCUUCGCUUUCGGCACCUUCGUCCCCAGCGGCAACCCCCCUAUCAUCAUCGGGCCGCUCCUACUGCUGACCGCCCUGGGUUUCUUCGCGGCGUGCUGCGCCACGAGGGGCUCCCCGACGAGCUCCGCCCCCCGGGUCAAGGGGCUGGGGCGGGCGGGAGCAGCCUUCGAGAUGGAAACCAGCGAGCACACACUGCAGGAGACCACGGCGCUACAAUUCAGCCCCACCAGCUCGCCCGUCUCCUCGCACGGGUCUGACGGCGGUGAUGCCGUGCUGCCUGCGUGUACUGGAGGUGGCGAUAACAAGCAUGUGCGGUGUGAUGCGCAUACGGUUGGUGAAACUCCACCGGACAUGAACUCCACUGAUGAGUAA
Syngnathoides biaculeatus (alligator pipefish) is the source of this 588-nucleotide messenger RNA. Its product is annotated as transmembrane protein 275-like. The coding region runs from base 1 to 588 and encodes 195 amino acids. NCBI's taxonomy places the organism in Eukaryota, Metazoa, Chordata, Actinopteri, Syngnathiformes, Syngnathidae. The transcript has a single exon. The record is from RefSeq and is a predicted model, not a curated record.